This is a messenger RNA of Rana temporaria (common frog), 3664 nucleotides long. It is a transcript of the gene PTPRN, whose product is annotated as protein tyrosine phosphatase receptor type N. Gene Ontology annotation, molecular function: protein tyrosine phosphatase activity. The transcript has 23 exons. Gene Ontology annotation, cellular component: secretory granule. Gene Ontology annotation, biological process: protein dephosphorylation. NCBI's taxonomy places the organism in Eukaryota, Metazoa, Chordata, Amphibia, Anura, Ranidae. The record is from RefSeq and is a predicted model, not a curated record. Bases 150 to 3116 code for a protein of 988 amino acids.
CAGCGGGCGCAGUCUCCGCUCGGCUCUCCAGUCGCUGUCCGUGGUGCUGAUCGCGGCCGGGGAGAGCAGAGCGGGCGGUAUGCGCCCUGUGUGAUCGGGAGCCCCGGGGGCCCCUCAUCCGUCACACCGCGGAGGCCUCCAGCACCAGGAUGGGUCUCCCCGCAGGCACCGUCCUCUGCCUCCUGCUGAUUACCUGCUGCCCCCGCGGGGGCCUGGGGGCCCGGAGCCACGGCUGCCUGUUUGAUCUGAGGCUAUGCUCCAAGGAGGAGGUCUGUGUACAAGAUGGAUUAUUCGGCCAGUGUCGGGAUCGGUCGGAAAGGGACGUGGGACAGUUCCAGGUGACUCCUAGAACUCUGCAACAGUUGCAAGGCAUUCUGCGACGGCUGUCGGCAAAAGGGUUGUCGUGGAAGGAUGAUGUGACGCAGCGAGUAAUGGCUCAUGAAAUGGGUCGCAUCCCGCAGCACAAAGCGCUGGAGUCUUUCGAUCUUCUGGAUGAGGAGAGAUCCCCAUUGGCGGGGCGGACAAUUCAGCGGCUUACAGGUCCAUUGUCAGCUCAAAGGUGGACCAAUCAAGUGGAUCCCUUACCGUAUUUAAGAUCAAAGGUGACAUCAUCAGAUUCCUCAUCAGGACCACAAAGACUUCCCAUGAGCUUCAAGCAGAACUUGUCUCCUCUGUUGGAUCGAUACUUGACCUACUUUCUGCUCUCCUCUCAGUCACCCAGUUCACAGCUGGGCUAUCAGGACCCCAACCGUGUGAGAAACGCCCAACACUUCUUUGCUGCCUCUCACUCCUGGCCCGAGGGGUCUAGACAUGUUGUCUACGGGAGGCUUCAGGGUGGGCCAGAAUCACCUUUACCCAUACAGUGGCCCAGCGACACUCACCAUGCCUGGGCAGAACUGAGAAGGAAGCUUCCCCGUGAGAGUGUGGACGGUAACUUGAUGGAUGAUGUUCUGGAUAGUUCCGAAAGGAUUGAAAGGAUGAGCCUGAUGGACGAAGGUGACCAGGACCGCCGACCAGAAGAAGAAGGAAGGGCAUUGAAAGGUCCUAUGGGAAAGCAGACCAUGGCGGAGAUGCAGUCUAUUCCAGAUAUACAAAAUAUGGGAGACGUGCAGAGUUUAGCGGGAGUGUUCGAGAAAUAUGGCGUAGACCUAAGACAGCUCAGCGAAUCACAACUGGAGCAGCUGUCGGCUUUCCUUCAGUUAAUCCAAUCAGAUGCUCUACAGAACCAGGGGACAAAGAAUGUGGAUAAAAGCCCACCACCGAAAAGAGUCUCCGAGGGGGAGAUGCAGCACUCGGCUCAAGACGAACCGCAGUUCUCGGCUCCAGAAAUAUCGCCAAGAGAGAUCUCUCCCGCCCCCGCGGCGCUGAAUGCUGACCAGCGCUUGCCCGACGGACGCAUAAGCGCAACAACCGCCACCAUCACCACCCACCUGGUACCCGAUUCUCAGACGAUGGCGGAGCAGCCUGGGAACCCAAUGGCGGCUGAAGACGGGGAGAAAAAGGUCCCAGAGAAAAAAAGUUACCCAGAAAUCUCAGAGAUGAGAUUGGACCCUGGGCAGAGCCCACACAAGGCUACAGAGGACUAUGGGUACAUCCUGACCGACCAAAGGCCACUGAGCCUGAUAAAUGGGGUUCGUCUGUUGGAAAUCCUGGCCCAGCGAGUCCAUCUGUCCACUUCCAGCUUCAUCAACAUCAGCGUGGCUGGAUCUGGCGUGACUUUCCGGAUCCGAAAAAAUCACCAAAAUUUGACCUUGGCGGACGUCGCAAACCGCGCAGUGGCUCUGAAGUCAGACCUACAAACCGAGACGGGGGUCAAGAUUGUGCAGACAGGAACCGGACAGCGCAGUAACGGCACCACCUACCCGCACGCCACUCACUUUGGGGAUACCUUCCGGUUUGUCCUCCUAAUCUUUAUUGCCUUGGCUUGUAUUGCUGGGAUAGUCAUCGCCUCGGCUGUCAUCUUCUGCCUCCGCCAACAUGCCAAGCAGCGGGAGAAGGAACGAUUGGCCGGACUUGGCCCUGAGGGUGGUGGAGACUCCACAUAUGAGUACCAGGAUCUAUGCAGACAGCACAUGGCAGGAAAGUCUCUAUUCGGUCGCACAGAAGGUAGCGGGGCAGCGGCAGAGAACUCCCGUGUCAGCAGCGUGUCUUCCCAGUUCAGCGACGUGCCGCAGCCCAGCCCCAGUUCACACAGCAGCACUCCGUCUUGGUGCGAGGAACCCGUGCAGUCCAACAUGGACAUCUCCACCGGUCACAUGAUCCUGGCAUACAUGGAAGAUCAUUUGAGAAACCGAGACCGGCUAGCAAAGGAGUGGCAGGCGCUUUGUGCGUAUCAGGCGGAGCCCAAUGCCUGCUCUGUCGCCAAGUCCGACACCAACCUAAAAAAGAACAGGAAUACUGAAUUUGUUCCAUAUGACCACGCUCGUAUUAAGCUGAGGAGUGACAACAACCCGUCCCGGAGCGACUACAUCAACGCCAGCCCUAUUAUUGAGCAUGACCCUCGUAUGCCAGCUUAUAUCGCCACGCAUGGUCCGCUGUCACACACCAUCGCAGACUUCUGGCAGAUGGUUUGGGAAAACGGCUGCACGGUCAUAGUAAUGUUAUCGCCAUUGGUGGAGGACGGAGUAAAACAGUGCGAUCGCUAUUGGCCCGACGAAGGCUCCUCCCUCUAUCACAUCUAUGAGGUGAACCUUGUAUCAGAACAUAUCUGGUGUGAAGACUUUCUGGUUCGCAGUUUUUAUCUGAAAAACGUUCAGACCCAAGAGACGAGGACCCUGACGCAGUUCCAUUUCCUGAGCUGGCCAGCAGAGGGCACUCCCAGCAGCACUCGCCCCCUGCUUGACUUCCGCAGGAAGGUGAACAAGUCUUUCCGCGGACGCUCCUGCCCAAUCAUCGUGCACUGCAGUGAUGGAGCUGGAAGAACAGGAACCUACAUCCUCAUAGACAUGGUCCUCAAUCGCAUGGCUAAAGGUGUGAAGGAGAUCGAUAUUGCGGCCUCACUGGAGCAUGUCCGGGACCAGCGACUUGGGAUGGUGCGGACAAAGGAUCAGUUUGAGUUUGCCCUUACAGCGGUGGCAGAGGAAGUAAAUGCAAUCUUGAAGGCUCUGCCACAGUGAGAUUGACCCAGCUGCCCCACUCGGUGUUGUGACAUUGCGCCUGCCUUACGAAGAUGGCAGCUCCACCUCAAGUAUCCAUUUAUGUGCUCUCUCUCUACUCUUCAUGCCAGAGAAUUAUGGCUGCCCUUCUACAUCCCUAACGCCUAUUUGCCUUUCCAAGCAUCUACCCCUCUACUGCCUGACUUUUCUUAUCCCCAAAAUUUGCUACCUCGUCCCCCAUGCUUCACCCCUAAGCUGCUAUUACCUCAUUGUCAUCCAGUCAUGUCUAUUCAUCGUUCUCCAAUAGCAGAGAGGCUCCGAGUCUCCCAAGAUCCCCAGGGUGAAAUCCCAGAAUAACAAUUUCAGCAAACUACCUGGAACUACAUCAAAUGCAUUAUAUGGCACAACAGAUUAUAUUUUUUAUAAAUGUAAUAUUUUAUUGCUUGAAGCACUUAAGGUAAAUUAAGCUACUCGGAAAGUAACAAUGGUACCAAGAUAUAGGCACCUUUAAGAUGUCCCAUGUAAGUGGGCAGAUCAGGGGCGGACUGACAACUCAUGGGGCCCCCGGG